AUGACCCGUCCUCCUCACGGGACGCCACCGCGGCCGGCUCCGGCGACGCUGUCCCAGGCAGAGGCGGCCUCUGCAACCGCAGCAGCUGUCAGCGAGAGGGAGGAGCAAUGCAACAAGGCCAAGGAGAACCUCGACGUCGGAACCAUGGUCACCGUCUUCGGUAUCGCCGUGCUGCUGGGUGGGCUCUUCCUCCCAAAGGGGGCCAAGCACCCGGGCAAUGCAGUGCGCCUCACCGUCUCGCUGCUGCUGUCCUUCGCCACCUUCCUCAGCGGGGAGGCCCUCGUGCUGCUCAGCCUGAACAUGAUGGGCCGCCAAGUCCUCGUCUCUGGAAGCCACCGCGUCGCGGCCAAGUGCCUGAUCGCCGCAUGUGCCGUGCUGUCGGUGCUCACGCUGCUCAGCCUACUGGCGUUCCUGCCGGGCGGUGUGUACCUGUACGUCGGACUGUCCGUGGUUACGGCGGUCACCAUGUCGGUCGCCGGUGCGCACUGGUGGCUCCUCAGGCGCAGGAACGGCGGCGGCAGUGAGGCAGCCGCAGUGUACGACGACGACGACGACGAGGACAAGGGCAAGGAGGAGCUGGACGCCGCGUCCAAGACAACAUGCGGCCUCACGAGCUCGGCGUUCGGGGGCCUCGUCGGCGUCCUCUUCAGAGCGUUGUCCAAGAUCUCUGCAGGCGUGGCGGCGGCGGGCUCCGUCGAAAGCGCCGCCCACGCCGCCAUCUUCUUCACGUUCACGACCGCUAUCCUCGGCGUGUUCGUGCUGACGGUGUCGAAGGUGGUCACCAACCAACGACGACGAUGCAGCAGGCGGCGGCUCCUCGCCAUCGCCACGGCCAUGAGGCUCGCCAAUGCGCUCCUGCUCUGCUCGCUAGCAUGCGCCGCGCUAUCGGCAUCCUUCGUGGUACUGAGGUACCGCGUUUUCGCGGCCUUCGCGCCGUUAGUCUUCGCUGCCGUCCUCUGCUUCCUUCUCCGGCACUGCGUCGUCGUCCGCCACGACCGAGACGGCGAGGAGGCCCGGAUCAAGGCGAUGGAGGACAUCGCGAGCAAGGUGACCGCGGCGACGUUGGGAGGCAUCAUGACCAUCCUCGGUGGUGCGCUCGGGGAGGAAGACCGCGACAAGUGGGGCUCCACCUCCACGGGCGUCGUCAUGGUCGUCCUAACCUCGGCGUUUGUCUCGGGCUUCGGGUUCAUGGUCCUCGCGGCGGCGCCAGGCUCCGCCACGGCGAUCCUGGCUCCAGUCGCCCGGGUGCUGGUCUGGUCCACCGUGGCGUUGUUUACGGCCACUGCUGUUGCCGUUUACGGCGUGGAGGUGUCAGGGGCUACACAAUCCGAAGUGAAGCCGUGA
Molecule: messenger RNA, 1344 nt
Organism: Miscanthus lutarioriparius
Lineage: Eukaryota; Viridiplantae; Streptophyta; Magnoliopsida; Poales; Poaceae
Source: the annotation of a GenBank genome assembly